GCAGCUGGCCAAAAUGGCCAGCCGGAAGAAUCCCUGGGUCCCUCGGACUCUACCUGCCAAGACCUUCAUGAGUGGAAGUCACGGUCACUCAGUUUGGGUCACCAGAGGGUUCCCGCAGAGGAGAAACCCUGUAACAGCAGCGACCACGUGGAAAUCCUCGGCCACGACCCCAGUGGCCAGCCACGCGAGGAAGUCCCCUUUACGGAGAAGCCACUCGUGGGCAGCCGGUGUGAUGUGGACUGCAGUCAGGACUCAGAGCUGCUGCUGCUGCAUCGGGGGGGCCAAGGCGGAGAAAAGCCCUACAGGUGUGAGCAGUGCGGCAAGGCCUUCAGCAGGAGCUCCAGCCUGCUCAUCCACCACGCCGUGCACACGGAUGAGAAGCCCUACAAAUGUGACAAGUGCGGCAAGGGCUUCACCAGGAGCUCCAGCCUGCUCAUCCACCACGCCGUGCACACGGGCGAGAAGCCCUACAAAUGUGACAAGUGCGGCAAGGGCUUCAGCCAGAGCUCCAAACUGCACAUCCACCAGCGGGUGCACACGGGCGAGAAGCCCUAUGAGUGUGGAGAGUGUGGGAUGAGCUUCAGCCAGCGCUCCAACCUGCACAUCCACCAGCGGGUGCACACGGGCGAGAGGCCCUACAAGUGCGGCGAGUGCGGCAAGGGCUUCAGCCAGAGCUCUAACCUGCACAUCCACCGGUGCACCCACACCGGGGAGAAGCCCUACCAGUGCUACGAGUGCGGCAAGGGCUUCAGCCAGAGCUCAGACCUGCGCAUCCACCUGCGGGUGCACACGGGCGAGAAGCCGUACCAGUGCGGCAAGUGCGGCAAGGGCUUCAGCCAGAGCUCCAAGCUGCUCAUCCACCAGCGGGUGCACACGGGCGAGAAGCCCUACGAGUGUGCCAAGUGCGGCAAGGGCUUCAGCCAGAGCUCCAACCUGCACAUCCACCAGCGGGUGCACAGGAAGGAGCCACACUGAAGACAGGAGCCGGCUCGUCCCUGGAGAGCGCUCUAACAGGAAGGGCCCGGUCUUUCUCACGUCACCCUUCCUCUCUAUUCCACAGAGGACAGAGGACCGGCUGCCUCCAGAUGAGCUCUUGCAUUGAACACAAUCAUCCACUCCUUCAGUG
Ochotona princeps (American pika) is the source of this 1126-nucleotide messenger RNA. RefSeq names its product zinc finger protein 239 (gene ZNF239). Gene Ontology annotation, biological process: negative regulation of transcription by RNA polymerase II. Gene Ontology annotation, molecular function: DNA-binding transcription repressor activity, RNA polymerase II-specific. The annotation marks the transcript as partial. The transcript has a single exon. NCBI's taxonomy places the organism in Eukaryota, Metazoa, Chordata, Mammalia, Lagomorpha, Ochotonidae. The record is from RefSeq and is a predicted model, not a curated record.